AAGGACUGAGACUGAGACCCUUAAAAUUCUAUCCCAGGGCGCUGGGCUGACUGGAGCGGGCUGUCUGCCCAGUGCUGCCUGCAGGAUUUCCCAUUGCCAACCCCUGGGAGGCUGCGAGGAAGAGGAAGAUGCCCCGGGACACUGAGGCAGAGCAGGAGCUGAGCAUGGAGAGCAGGGAGGACAAAUGCCCGCGGCAGAACCUGGUGGAAGAGGCCGUUUUGAGCGGCUCCACGGCGCAGGAAGCCAACGGGGAGGAAAAGGCCCGGAGAUGCCGCACGAGGAGGGGCUGCAAACGCAGCUGGCGGGGAUGUGAGGGGGAAAGAGCCAGCCUGGGCCGGGAAGGCGGCCGGAGAUGGAGCCAGAGCUCGGAGCUGGUGCUCCAUGAGCAGCUCCAUGAUGGGGAGAAGCCCCACACGUGUGGGGAGUGUGGGAAGAGCUUCAGGAGGAACUCCAACCUGAUUGUGCACCAGAGGAUCCACACUGGAGAGAAGCCCUAUGAGUGUGGGGAGUGUGGGAAGAGCUUCAGCAUGAGGUCCAGCCUGAUCAGGCACCAGAGGACCCACACUGGGGAGAGGCCCUAUGAGUGUGGGGAGUGUGGGAAGAGUUUCAGCCAGAGCUCCAACCUGAUCAGGCACCAGAGGAGCCACACUGGAGAGAAGCCCUACGAGUGUUCCAAGUGUGGGAAGAGGUUUCAGACCAGCUCUGGUCUCCUCAAGCACUUUCCGAGUCACACAGAGGAGAGGCCCUUCCAAUGCCCUGAGUGUGGGAAGGGAUUCAAGCAGAACUCCACCCUCGUCACCCACCGGCGCAUCCACACAGGGGAGAGGCGCUAUGAGUGUGAUAAAUGCAGGAAGAGGUUUCACACCAGCGGCAAUCUCCUCCAGCACUAUCGGAGUCACACAGAGGAGAGGCCCUUCCAAUGCCCUGACUGUGGGAAGGGAUUCCAGCACAACUCCAUCCUCGUCAAGCACCGCCGCAUCCACACCGGGGAGAGGCCCUACGAGUGUGAUAAAUGCAGGAAGAGGUUUCUGACCAGCACCUGUCUCCUCCGGCACUAUCGGAUUCACACAGAGGAGAGGCCCUUCCAAUGCCCUGACUGUGGGAAGGGAUUCAAGCACAACUCCAUCCCA
This is a messenger RNA of Camarhynchus parvulus, 1130 nucleotides long. Its product is annotated as zinc finger protein 239-like. Gene Ontology annotation, molecular function: RNA polymerase II cis-regulatory region sequence-specific DNA binding; DNA-binding transcription factor activity, RNA polymerase II-specific. The record is from RefSeq and is a predicted model, not a curated record. The annotation marks the transcript as partial. Gene Ontology annotation, biological process: regulation of DNA-templated transcription. The transcript has 3 exons. Lineage: Eukaryota; Metazoa; Chordata; Aves; Passeriformes; Thraupidae.